GAGGCGGAAGUGAACCAAAAGCAAACUUUUCUGGUUCAUCCAUAUGUGAUAAGAAAUAGCUACUGUUAUGUUAUUCAAGUCACUCGUAGGGAGUGCCUGCACUCUGGUAGGAGCUGCCACCGUCUUAAAAUUCGCCCCAGCUGAAGCCAAGGCCCAGGCCGCCGCUCUGCUCCACGGCGCCGUCAGGAAGUCUUAUCUGGUGGAACAAACCAACAUGAGGGUCGAGCUUCUCCCAGCGCUCAGCGACAACUACAUGUACCUGCUGAUCGACACAGAGUCCAGAGAGGCAGCGAUAGUGGACCCCGUGGAGCCCAUCAAGGUUGUGGAAGCCGUCAGGAAACAUGGCGUGAAACUCACCACUGUCCUGACCACCCAUCACCACUGGGAUCACGCCAGCGGAAACGAGAAGAUGGUGAAGAUAAUGCCGGGACUGAAGGUGUACGGCGGAGACGACCGAGUCGAUGCCAUUACGAAGAAAGUUUCUCAUUCCAACACGUUCAAACUUGGAUCACUGAAUGUGAAAUGCCUGUUUACGCCGUGUCACACCACCGGUCACAUCUGCUACUACGUGACCAAAGAAAACAGCACCGAGCCGCCGGCUGUUUUUACAGGAGACACUCUGUUUGUGGCUGGUUGUGGUAAAUUCUUCGAGGGCACAGCAGAGCAGAUGUACAAAGCCUUGAUAGACAUUCUGGGACGCCUGCCUCCUGAAACACGGGUGUACUGCGGCCACGAGUACACCGUCAGCAACCUGAAGUUUGCCCGUCAUGUGGAGCCAGACAAUGAAGUCAUUAAGAAGAAGCUAGCGUGGGCAAAGGAGAAGUGCAGCAUCGGAGAACCAACUAUUCCGUCCACUUUGGCAGAUGAGUUCACGUUUAACCCCUUUAUGAGAGUGAAAGAGAAGUCCGUGCAAGACCACGUGAAGCAGACGGACCCCAUCGAAACCAUGAGAAGUCUCCGGAAAGAAAAAGAUGGCUUCCGAGUGCCCAAGGAGUGAAGUCCUGAACGCUCGUGUGGAGAGUUUGAACUGCUCACAACACUGCAGCCUGACAAUGAUAUGCUGAAGAAUAUAAUUAACUGCAACUCAUCUCCCAGGCCAUUUGGAAUAGAUCUGCUCCAUGCACUCUGAGUGAAGGUUCAUCCUUUAGCUUCAGCCGUAACAAGGCUAUAAACCGUCUGUCAUUCUGUUCGUUGUGUUUGUUUGACUGAUGUGACAGUUUUAAGGAAUAUAUGGCCAUUAAUUGAAUGCUUUAAAAUGACACGUUCAGUUUGUUAAUCCGUAAAUGUUUUAGAGAGUUUUAGAGUCUAUUUAGUACCAUGUUGUAAUAUAUUGAUGUACAGACUUCUGUUUCAUUCAGUGUUUGAAUCUGAAACGAGACAGGCAGCCGAUCAGGGAGCAGAGGUCGGCUUUGUGUUCCACCUCUGGGAGCUGAUCAAGCAACAGGUAGAAACUUCUUGGUCUGUAAAAAAUUGUAUCAAUGUUUUAUUCUGACCUAGAAUGUCUCCUCAUGCCGUUUAUUUUCAUAUCUGCUGAAAGGCGCUUAGUCUAGAACUUUAUAUGUCAGACUGCUUUUUAUUUCUUCUUGUAUUUAAAAGCAUUCGGCGAGCGCAGCGUUGUCCACUUACUGUUGUCUGCAGUUAAUGCUAAAUACCCUGAAGGCUCCUUUUGCCUGUAAAGUACAAUCUCACAAAGAACACUGCAUGAAUUUCUCUGCAAAAAGCAAUAAAACGCAUUUGUUGGAAGCAAAAGUCUGCGAAUAAACUGAAUCAAACACGUUGAAAAUCA
Stegastes partitus (bicolor damselfish) is the source of this 1786-nucleotide messenger RNA. Its product is annotated as hydroxyacylglutathione hydrolase, mitochondrial. Gene Ontology annotation, molecular function: hydroxyacylglutathione hydrolase activity. Gene Ontology annotation, biological process: glutathione metabolic process. Bases 68 to 997 code for a protein of 309 amino acids. The transcript is spliced from 9 exons. The record is from RefSeq and is a predicted model, not a curated record. NCBI's taxonomy places the organism in Eukaryota, Metazoa, Chordata, Actinopteri, Pomacentridae. Gene Ontology annotation, cellular component: mitochondrion.